This is a messenger RNA of Salmo salar (Atlantic salmon), 2109 nucleotides long. RefSeq names its product ACD shelterin complex subunit and telomerase recruitment factor (gene acd). Gene Ontology annotation, molecular function: telomeric repeat DNA binding. Gene Ontology annotation, biological process: telomere capping; telomere maintenance via telomerase; protein localization to chromosome, telomeric region. The record is from RefSeq and is a predicted model, not a curated record. NCBI's taxonomy places the organism in Eukaryota, Metazoa, Chordata, Actinopteri, Salmoniformes, Salmonidae. Gene Ontology annotation, cellular component: telomerase holoenzyme complex; chromosome, telomeric region; shelterin complex.
GUUGGCGCGCGUGUGCGGUGGGACAGGACACACUUCAGUAUAGAAAUGGCGCGAACAGGUGUUUCCCAUGAUAGGGGACUGCAGUGGGAACCAAUUGCUGUGGAAAGGUUCACCAACGGAACGUAAAUAAAGUAACAUUCAGUGGAACCGCUAAAUUUAACCAGGCUCAAAAGUGGUUGUCGUUGUUUUACUAUCAGGGUGUGUGGCCAUGACUCGGGGUAGGAGGACUAAGUUGGAGCCCUGGAUAGAGCAGGUCAUCCUGAGUUAUGGCACAGAGCCAAAGGAGGAGAAGAAGAACACUCUGAUGAAAGCGCAUGUUGUUGGGGUUGGCCGGAUGUCAGAGUCACAGGCCCGACAGACUGAGGGUUUGACAACGUUGCUGUUCCUCUCUGAUGGAGUGGUGCACAUCCCCACCAUACUGACCCAGGACGCCUGGGAGACUCUUCAGGAGCAGGAGGACCGUGAGUGCUUCUCCAGUCUCAUUAAUUGCACAGUGUGUGUGUAUUCAUACACCCUGCAGUUCAACAUGGACUCUGAACAGACAAAGAGCCAGUUUUACUUAUCGGUUGGUGAGCUGACCACCACAUCAGCUGGGGCUGCUAAAGACAACACCCCUUGCUGCACAUCGCUCAACUCAGUCAGACAAAAGAUCUGUACAACAUGGAGAUCCCUGCUUGCACAGGAUUCUGUCCAUACUCAGAACACCCAGUCUGAGUUCAGUCUGUCAGAGCUGCUGGGGGAGUGGCAGCAUGACUGGCGCCAGUCUCUGUUGGAGGAUGUGAUGGAACUCCUGAGGACACCCACAAACCCCACCUCCUCACAGCCCUCCACCUCCAACAACCUCACACACACUGGCACCAGAUGGGCUAUUGAAAGGUUCACAUAUAAGAGGGAGGAUACUUUCAAUGUCCCUGUGUCUCACCUACACAUCCCAGACAAUCUGAGUCAGAAACUACACGCACCCUCAGAAGACAACAGUGAAACGCAGAGUGGACUGGUCCCUCCAUCUGAAGACAGACCGACAGACCCACCAGAGACAGAUCAACCAAUCGUUGUUGCUGACAGCAGGCAGACUGACAGGCCAGUGCCUCUGGAGAGAAGACAUCCUACCCAUGAGCCCACACUUUCUCAGGAGAGUAUGGAUGGUGAGGUGGUGUCAGGGAGGACCGGAGGAGCAGUGGCGAGCCCAUGGGACAUGUUUGCACCAGCAGCUGAGCUUCUCAGGACCUCCUCUGCAUCUGACGAAUCCAUCACCUCGGAGCCCCUCCCCCUCCAGAAGAGCCAGUCUCUGCUUGACCCCACUCCACAAGCAGUCAAUCUUGCAACAUUUCCCCUGGCAACCAGCACCCAGGUGCCAUCCCUGACCCCUGGGGCCACCCAAAGGUCAGGCGAGCGCUCCCUUCCUCCUUAUCAAAAACCAGGCCCCUCCCACAGCCUACUCCCCUCCAGUGGCUCCUCCUCCACUGUGAGUCUAUCUACAAAGCACCAACACUCUGACAUGAAGCUCCACCAUAGUGGCUCAACCACAGCACAUCAACUUACAAUCACAGAGCAGGUGGAGGAAGAGGAGGAUGUUGUGAAGAGGUGGUGUAGGAAGGCUAAGAGGAAGAGUUCCGUGCAGACCUCUGAGGAUAAUGAUAUCACCUGGGAGGAGGAAGAUAUGCAGAAGAACCGUAGCCCGCCCUCCUGGAUGUUUGAAACUCAGGAGAUUCCCAGGAUUGGGGAGGGAAGCAGCUGCAAUCAGAACGCAGUUGCAGCAAUAGCCCCCCAGAGGCCCUCCAAUGUUCACAGUGAUGGCACUUUGUUCUCAUAUUCUUAUCAGCUGUGUGGCCGCAUUUCGAAGGAUCUAAGCCAUUUAAAGAUUCCUGAUGGCAUGUUGCACUGGGCUGUACGGUACCUGGUCCCUUCCAUGCAGACGGAGGUUGUCAAGGAUACACAGCUGCGACCCCAGUCUCACCCCAGUUGACAACCUCAGGUCAUCGCCCCCAUCUUCCCAUUGUGUUGAAUUCAUAGUGUACAGAGGCAGCGUUGUUUUUUUUGUGGAAUUUCUAUUGUUAUGUUUAUAUAACAUUCUGAAUAUUGAUAAAUAAAUAUACAUUAGUCAUUGAA